AUGUCGGCCACCGAGCGAAAACUGCGCAGCCUAAAAGCCCGUCGGCGCAGUUUAUCAGCAUCCUUCCUCAACAUCAGCAGAUUCGUCGAUGGUUUCCAAGAACCCCGAGACACCGCAGAGGCACCAGUCCGACUAGAAGCAGUCGUCGAAAUCUGGUCCGAGUACGCGAAGGUCCAGUCUGAGUUGGAAACCCUGGACGAAACACCUGAAGCACUAGAUAAGUACCUCGAUCAAAAAACUGCCUUUGAAACAGCAUACUACAGGGUAAAGGGAUUCCUACUGCAAAAAUGCCCUCCACAAGCCACAGUACAAACACCAUCUCACUUCACACAGCCCCAUAACACGCAUGUUAAAUUACCCGAUGUGAAACUGCCCGUAUUUUGUGGAAAUGUUGAGAACUGGCUCAAUUUCCAUGAUUUGUUUAUUUCACUCGUCCACUCGUCGCAAGAAUUAUCUAGCAUUCAAAAGUUUUAUUACUUGCGCUCAUCACUAUCAGGAGAAGCACUAAAACUUGUUCAAACUAUCCCGAUAUCCGCCACUAAUUAUCCCGUUGCUUGGAAUUUGUUAUCACAACAUUACCAAAAUUCCCGUAUGCUAAAAAGAACUUAUGUUCAAGCACUUUUCGACUUCCCGAUAUUGCGCCGAGAAUCACAUAAUGAUUUACAUUCGUUGGUCGAAAAAUUCGAAGCCAACGUACGCAUUCUAAAGCAGCUAGGGGAAGCCACCGAACAUUGGGACCUUUUGUUGAUCCAUCUUCUCGCUAGCCGUUUAGAUCCCAUCACCCGUCGGGAUUGGGAAGAACAUUCGUCCGCUUCAGAAACCACUACUUUUAAAGAACUUACCGAUUUCAUCCAGCGCCGAGUAAAUGUUCUCGAACAAUUGUCGUCCAAGCCACCAAAUGAAUCCCAAUCCCAACCCCAAUCACAAUCACAUUAUCGUCGUCCCAAUAACACCCGUUCAGCCAACCACACUUCAUUCCCAGAGCCCAGAAUGCGAAAAUGUAUCGCUUGUCCCCAAGACCACAGCCUUUUCCAAUGCCCCAGUUUCACAAGAUUACCACUGAUUGAAAAAACUGCACUCGCGAAACGAAACCGGCUAUGUUUAAAUUGUUUCCGACGAGGACACUAUGCGCGCGAAUGUCCGUCGGAUAACUGCUGCAAAAAUUGCCGAUCCAGACAUCACACGCUUCUCUGCCCCAACACAUAUACCCACACCAAUUCAAACCCCGCUAGAACAAUCGCCAACACACCACCGGUCAGCGCCGAACAACAAUCGUCGUCAGCUCCAGCUCCUGCUCCGAGAAUCAACGUAGCUCACUCCGGGAUCACCAGCACCAGCACCAGUUGCCACUCACCAACCUUCGAUCGAUCCCGAGUACUUUUAGCCACGGCCGUUGUGGUGGUAGUCGAUGACGUAGGGAACCAACAUCUAGCUCGUGCCUUGCUGGAUUCUGGCAGCGAAUGUUGUUUUGCCACCAGUCGCUUGUACAACCUCAUGAAGGUCAGAAGAACCAAGGUUGAUGUUCCCAUAGCAGGAAUUGGCAGCUCAUCGACGAAGGUUAAAUUCCAAUUUCAUGCCAUCGUAAAAUCCCGCACAUCAGAUUACACAACAACACUUUCAUUCCUUAUUCUGCCAAAAGUUACUAUCGAUCUCCCAACUAUUGAUGUUAACAUUUCCCAAUGGCCCAUACCCAAAAAUCUACAAUUCGCUGAUCCCGACUUUUAUGAACGACACCCUAUUGAUCUCGUGCUGGGAGCAGAGAUAUUUUUCGAUAUUUUUUCACCCCCUGGGCAUAUCUACUUGGGUGAGUCGCUGCCGUCGGUAGUCAAUUCCGUAUUCGGAUGGGUCGUCUCGGGGAAAACAAAUUCCAAUGCAAUAAUCCCACAAACCAACCCCAAGAUUUGUCAUGUUGCCACACUUAAGCGGUUGGAAAAUCAAAUGCAAAAGUUUUGGUUGAUAGAUGAAAGCGCAUUCCCAUCAUCAUCUUAUUCCCCCGAAGAAAGCAAGUGCGAAGAAUUUUUCUCCCGCACCGUUAGUCGCAAUUCCGAGGGCCGCUACAUCGUUCGUUUGCCAGUGAAACGUGACGUCAUCAAUCAGCUGGGCGACAACUCCAAAACAGCUGUUCGUCGUUUCCAGUUGAUAGAGAAUCGACUGCAAAAGGAACCUUCGCUAGGAGAGCAAUACAGGGAGUUCAUGACGGAGUAUAUUCGGCUCGGUCACAUGGAACUAGUGACCGAGUGCGAGCAUACUACCAAACAGGCAUACUAUCUCCCUCACCAUCCCGUUAUCCGAGAUUGCAGCACUACGACCAAGGUCCGUGUCGUAUUCGAUGCGUCAAGCCGAUCUUCCACGGGUGUAUCGCUCAACAAUGCUCUGAUGGUGGGCCCCACAAUACAACAAGACUUGCGAGCGAUCGUGAUGCGCUCUCGAAUGUACCAGUUUGUUUUGAUUGCUGAUAUAGAAAAAAUGUAUCGGCAAAUUCUCGUGCACCCCGAUGACACCCCACUACAGAGAAUCUUCUGGCGCUCAUCUCCCGAUCAACCGAUACAGACGUACGAGCUCAAGACGGUGACGUAUGGCACAGCUUCGGCUCCUUUCCUGGCAACCCGAGUUCUCAAACAGCUGGCCAUCGAUGAGGCGGAGGGUUUCCCGAAGGCAGCGAGGGUCAUCAGAGAGGAUGUUUACAUGGACGAUAUCUUCUCCGGGGCACAGACGGUGGCAGAAGCAGUCGAGCUGCGAGACCAGCUGGUAGCGAUGUGCCUCAGGACUGGCUUUCCGCUGCAGAAAUGGGCUUCGAACGACGAAGCAAUCAUGAAUGGGAUUCCUGCUGAGCGACGGGCGCUUCAGCAGUCGAUUAGUUUUGAUCAAGACCAGACACUGAAAACUCUUGGGAUACAUUGGGAACCGGGCACUGAUAUUUUGAAAUUUCAAAUUGAUUUGAAAACUGCGACAGAUGCGAAACUAACUAAAAGGGCAACUCUUUCUUGCAUUGCGCAACUUUUCGACCCGUUGGGACUUGUGGGUCCAAUUUUGGUUACGGCAAAGGCUUUCAUGCAAAAACUCUGGACGUUAAAGAACGAAAAUGGGUCAAUUUGGGAUUGGGAUCAAGAAUUGCCCGACUACCUUAAACAUGAAUGGGCCAACUAUCAUACUCAACUCCCCCUGCUAAACGGUGUUCGGCUAGAGAGGUACGUUCUCCUGCGCAAGGCAGUCGAGAGUGAGUUACACAUUUUCUCGGACGCAUCCGAAACAGCGUAUGGUGCGUGCGCUUAUAUUCGAUCUGUUGAUAAUCAAGGCAAAAUUAAAGUGGUUCUCCUUACAUCUAAGUCGAGAAUCGCCCCCCUCAAGCAAGUUAGUAUUCCCCGCCUAGAGCUUUGUGGCGCUCUUCUGGCAGCCGAACUUUACGAGAAGAUUCGGCUAUCGAUAAAUAUUGAGAUGCGUGUUAAAUUUUGGACGGAUUCGACAGUGGUACUGAGUUGGCUGAGGGCUAUUCCAUCAACUUGGACCAACUUUGUGGCAAAUAGGGUUUCCAAAAUUCAGACUGCGACGGAAGGAUGCUCAUGGCAGCACAUAACCGGCGCAGAAAACCCAGCUGAUGUCAUUUCCCGAGGCUGUUUGCCGUCGGACAUUCUUCGCAAUUCCUUAUGGUGGCAGGGACCAGAUUGGCUGAACCAAGACAAGAGUUCUUGGCCCACUCCGAACGUUGAUAUCGUAACCAGCACUGAUUUUGAAUUGAGAAAAUCCGCAAUCGUUUCCUCUUCAGCGAACAUAGAACCAAGCUUCAUUGAUGACCUCCUGAAACAAUUUGAAAAUUUUCAUGCGCUUAUACGCUUCACCGCAUAUGCGUUGCGCCUCAGCACGAAUUUUCGUCUGCCACAGAGCGAGCGCAGAUUCCAGUGGCUCACGACCGACGAAUUGAGAACAGCAGAACACACGAUUGUCCGACUUAUCCAACAGCAGCAUUUCCCCGACGAGUGGAGAAGGUUGAAAAAAGGCGAGCCGGUAUCGAGUUCUUCGAAGCUGAAGUGGUUCUACCCAAUACUUAGCCAGCGUGAUGACGUCAUGAGAAUCGGUGGGAGAAUUGAUCGAUCAGCACAACCGUACGAAUCAAAACACCAGAUAAUUCUCCCAGGAUCUCACCCCUUCACCGUUCUUUUGCUCCGCUCUUAUCAUCAUCGUCUACUGCAUGCUUCUCCCCAGCUGUUGAUAAACAUGGUCCGGCUCAAGUAUUGGAUUUUGGGUGUGAGAUCAGCCGCUCGGAAAGUUGUCCACCAAUGUAUUGCCUGUGUGAGAGCGCGACCCCAGCUGAUCGAACAGCUGAUGGCCGAGUUACCAGCAUCUAGAGUUUCUCCCACACGGCCGUUCUCUGUUAUUGGUAUCGACUACUGGGGACCGAUUCAAAUCAAACCACGACACCGAAGAGAUGCUCCAGGCAAGGCAUACGUGGCUGUGUUUGUCUGUUUUUCAACGAAGUCCGUCCACCUUGAACUUGUGGUGGACCUCACUACAGCCAAAUUCCUCCAAGCGUUCCGGCGAUUUGUGAGUCGUCGUGGUCUGUGUGCCCAUGUUUACACGGACAACGGUCGCAAUUUUGUUGGUGCGGCAAACGAGCUACGUAGGUUCCUCCGAAGCAACGACUACAAGAGUCAUCUAGCCAAGGAAUGCUCCGAGAAUGGGAUCCAAUGGCAUUUCAAUCCACCGAGGGGAUCUCAUUUCGGAGGUUUAUGGGAGGCAGCGAUCAACUCGGCCCAGAAGCAUUUCGUCCGUGUUUUGGGAAACCACUUGCUGCCCUUCGAUGAAAUGGAGACGCUUUUGGUGCAGAUCGAAGGUUGUCUCAACUCUCGCCCUAUCACCCCUCUGAGUGACGACCCCACUGACUUAGAGCCCCUCACCACUGGUCAUUUUCUCGUCCAAUCGGCGCUUAAGGCAGUGCCCGAUGACGAUUUUCUGUCGGUGCCUACCAACAGGCUGACUCAAAUUCAACUUACCCAGAAGUUGGCGCAAGACAUUUGGAAGAGAUGGCAUGUCGAAUAUUUGGCUACAUUGCAAACUCGAUCGAAAUGGUGUAAGGCUCCCGUUAAAAUCGAAUUGAAUCGUCUUGUUCUCAUCAAGGAUGAGAAUCUCCCUUCCACACAAUGGGCAACUGGCAGAAUCCAUAAGCUUCAUCCCGGGGCUGAUGGGGUGACUCGGGUGGUAACACUGCAGACAGCCAAAGGUUCCAUCGACAGACCGGUUGCAAAGCUCUGUUUGCUGCCGAUCGCAUCAAUGGAUGGCGACAUGAAUGAAGGCGAGAAUUCAUCAAUCAGCAACGAAAUCGAGAAUGGAAAUCAGCAUGAAUGA
This is a messenger RNA of Uranotaenia lowii, 5340 nucleotides long. RefSeq lists its product as uncharacterized. Gene Ontology annotation, molecular function: zinc ion binding; nucleic acid binding. Lineage: Eukaryota; Metazoa; Arthropoda; Insecta; Diptera; Culicidae. Gene Ontology annotation, biological process: DNA integration. The record is from RefSeq and is a predicted model, not a curated record. The coding region runs from base 1 to 5340 and encodes 1779 amino acids. The transcript has a single exon.